Molecule: messenger RNA, 2820 nt
Organism: Aplysia californica (California sea hare)
Lineage: Eukaryota; Metazoa; Mollusca; Gastropoda; Aplysiida; Aplysiidae
Product: putative transporter SVOPL
Biological process (GO): transmembrane transport
Cellular component (GO): membrane
Molecular function (GO): transmembrane transporter activity
Source: RefSeq, a predicted model, not a curated record
AAGUCGGGUAGGGGCUGAGGGUCCGGAACGGACCGGUAGGCCACUUUGUGUGAAAAACAACAAAACCAAACUCAAACUCUAGCCGUCGGUCAUGGCCUCGUAGUGACCGAGCCCCGACCAUGGCGUUAUUGUGGUCCGGUACACAACUCUGCUCACCGGUUUGUGGGAUUAUACGACUCUUCUUUUUGUUUCUCUGCUGAGUGAAGAAACACCGGGUCCUGUCAUUGCCUUUUGGCAUUAUAAUAUUGAUUGGCAGAAUACACGCCACCUCCCCCCCAAAAAAAAAUAAAAAAUAACAUAAUAAUUUUGUUUUGUUCUGAACAGGAAACUGAAACAGGACACUGCUGCUUGUGAGUGAGAGAUAAUAUAUCGUCGACACAGAUGAGACUGAUUGGCCAGUAGAGGAAAAGAGGCUUGGGAGAAGACGUACUUAUGGCUUUUGCUAGCCGCACUGGCCUCUCUCAAACUGUGUACAAGCGUGUGCCACACUCAGAAGAUGAGGAUAUCCCACUUGUGCUGGAGAGCAGCGACACUGAAGAUGACACUUUGUAUGAGAUCAGUGACAAGGUCAAGGACAAGACGAAUGACCGAGGUCAUCAGCCUGUCUACACGGUGGAAGAGGCCGUGGAGGCCAUAGGCUUUGGCUGGUUUCAGAUACGCCUCUAUGUUGUGUGCGGAGUCAUCAGUGCGACUGAUGCCUUGGAGAUGAUGCUGUUGGCAGUAAUGUCCCCUGUUGUGCGGUGCGAGUGGUCUCUCACUGACGCUGAAGUAGCGCUAGUCACCACGGUUGUGUUUGUAGGAAUGGGCUUGUCUGCCCCUCUGUUGGGGUACAUCGGAGAUAAAUAUGGCCGUAAAUUUACCCUGAUGCUGGUGACCCUGUGCAUAGGCUACUUUGGCCUGCUCACGUCCCUGAGCCCCACCUACUACUGGGUGUUGAUACUGCGGGGUCUGGUGGGCGUGGGCAUGGGUGGUUCUCCACAAGGGACCUCUCUCCUGUCCGAGUAUAUACCAAGGAAAUACAGAGCAAAGACACUCAUAUUUGGACAGGUGUUCUGGGCGACAGGUAUCAUGUUUGAGAUUUUUCUUGCUGCCGUUAUCAUCCCCACCAUCGGCUGGCGCUGGUUGUUGGUGUUCUCGGCUGUGCCUUCUCUCUUGUCCGCAAUGGGGCUGCUGUUUGUCCCUGAGUCCGCCCGGUUCUUAUUGGCUGCUGGGAAGCGUGAUGAAGCGAUUAGUCUUCUGGAAAAAGCUGCUCGAGUGAAUAAGUCACGGCUACCUGAUGGUCAGUUGGUCCGAUCUGCUGAGGUAGAGCGAGGCAAGUUCUCCAAUCUGUUUAGCCCUGAGUACAAGCGCACCACUUUACAGCUGUGGGUACUGUGGUUUACCAUGGCGUUUUUCUACUACGGAAUGGUGCUUGCUAGUGCAGAAAUCCUCCGCAAGUACAGCCCGGAUGGCAACAAGGGUCAGAAGUGUCACUGUAACUUCCUGACUGGCAAGGACUACACCACUAUGCUGCUGUCCACCAUGGGAGAGUUUAUCUGUCUACCAGUCAACAUGGUGCUGAUCGACUGGCUCGGCAGACGCAAAAACGCGGCCUUCAACCUGUUUAUGGCAGCCAUUUUAGUCUUGAUAAUCCAGCUGGAUAUGCCGAGGUCGGUGUUCACCAUAGUGUUGUUCUGCAUCCGUGGAUUCUCGGCUGCCUUUGGCAACCUCCUGUACAUCUACUCCUCUGAGGUGCUGUUGUCGCGCUCACUGUCCCUAGCCUGUUGGAUCUAUGCCGUCGUGUGUUUCCUGUGUAGCUUGUGUGCCUACUUCAUGCCCAUAGAGACCAAAGAAAGGGCUCUGCCGCAAUCUGUAUCAAUGGAGAUGAUUGCACUGAAAACGAUGGAUGAGGAAGAUGGGAAGUCAGAAGAAGAGAUGGAUUGAGCAGCUCUGAUUACUUACACCACACAACACCAUUGAUGAGAUUUGGCUACCUGGCAGCUUUUCUGAGUUUUGGAAAGUCUGCUUUCUCUCAGGCUGUUGUCAGUGGUCUUUUCGACCUGAUGACCAAGAUGAGUGAUGACUGGAGACUCAUAAAGGAUGGGACGUGACGAUGAGAUGUAUGGAUGGUGAUUAGCAUAGUUGGAUUGCCAUUCCUUUUAUAUGUCUGAAUUACUGAAAACCUGGAAUGUUCCAGGGUGUUUUCUUUUUGCUUCUUAUGUUUGACGUUUGAGAAGGGGGGGGGGGAGGGGUUGGUCCGGCAGUUUGAUCUUCUGUAGUCAUAAUGUAUGUCCCGUAAAAUAAAUUUUACAGCUCUAUUGAACUGUUUCAUGUGCGAGCUGCUGGCUCAAUUUAUGCCAUGCUGAACUGGGAUGCAGUGGCCUUAGCUUGAGGCCUGAGCAGGGCUUCUUGAAUUGUUUGGGUCCUGGAGUUUCCAUCGCUCUGUCUGAUCUGUCAGGAAAUUUAAAAAUGGGUGUAGGUCCUCGCUCGAAUAUUACUGCAUCAAAAGAGGUGUUUAAACCUUCAGCAUACAUUAAGUGAAGAGAUAGGUGUUGAGGCUUUGUUAAUUUUGUGCUUAUAUUUUGGCUUCAAUCCCUGCUUGGAAUGGACCAAGGGCCAAUGUUUUGGCUUUGCUUUCUGUUGUAUUUUGUUAAGGGGUGAGGGGGGUUGAAAUUUUUUAAAAGGAAAUUGUUCCGGCUAUUAAUUUGGAAAUAAUCGUUGGCCUGAAUCAUGUCUGGACUUGUCAUAUGUAGGCAUGAGGUUGGCGUUCAGAUCUCGUUUGUGGGUGGUUGGCAGGUGCUCUGGUGUGGUUUGCUUCUUCUUUCCUAUCAAACGUCUAUC